Messenger RNA from Pomacea canaliculata, 404 nucleotides. RefSeq lists its product as uncharacterized. Bases 87 to 404 code for a protein of 105 amino acids. The record is from RefSeq and is a predicted model, not a curated record. The transcript has 3 exons. Lineage: Eukaryota; Metazoa; Mollusca; Gastropoda; Architaenioglossa; Ampullariidae.
UGAAUGACGAUUUCCGGCAUAUGGCGCUUCGAUGUAAACGGGUUUCGCUUUGUUACAGAAAGUGAUGAUACGUUAACUUCUUCAAAAUGUUAAGUGUGACUGGAAAAGGAUAUUCAAAGAUAAGCAGUCAAAAUCCAUUCCAUGAAGAUCCCUUGCCUAGAGCAUUUUAUCAUCCUUCUAAAAAGCGUCCUUUGUCAGGAUCGGAGAAAAAGUUGGUUCUCAGCCCCAUUAGAACUGAAAGUUCAGUACAGCAAGUGCAAGAUGAAGCUGAAAAGAAUUUUCUAGCCCAGAGCCACACCAUCAGACCAUUUUCGUCAUCACCUAAACAGACCCCUGCAAGCCCACCCAGUGACAAAUUUGAUGAAUCUUGGCCAGACAGUGAGCGACCCUCCUCUCCCAGGUAA